CUUCCCCUCCUUCCCCUGCUCCCGCGCCGCCUCGCGUCUCCCGCCCGCUGUAGCCGGCGAGGAGCGCCGCACGUUGGCCCCGGCGCGAGGAGCUCCCGGGUUCCCGGGCGGGCACUGGAGUAAGGACCUGCGAGCGCAGCCCGAGGCGGGGCACGGCGGAAGGCGCGGCGAGAGCGGGGUCCCUGCGAGCGCAGUCCGAAGGGCGUCCAGGAGAAGGGGGACGCCGUCCCCGCCCCUGCACGGUGCUCGGCCCCCUCGGGCUCCGCGCGCGGCUACAACCCGGACUGGGCGCGCCCCCGGCAUCCCGCAUCUCUGCGCGCGUCCCACAUCCCGCAUCCCGCAUCCCGGCGGCCGGGCAUGUAGCAGCGGCAGCAACGGCGGAAUAUGGGCGGGAACCACUCCCACAAGCCCCCCGUGUUUGACGAGAAUGAGGAAGUCAACUUUGACCAUUUUCAGAUUCUGCGGGCCAUUGGUAAAGGGAGUUUUGGAAAGGUAUGCAUCGUGCAGAAGCGAGACACUAAGAAAAUGUAUGCAAUGAAGUACAUGAACAAGCAGAAGUGCAUCGAGAGGGAUGAGGUUCGGAAUGUCUUCCGGGAGCUGCAGAUCAUGCAAGGGCUGGAGCACCCCUUCCUGGUCAAUCUGUGGUACUCCUUCCAGGAUGAGGAGGACAUGUUCAUGGUGGUGGACCUGCUCCUGGGAGGCGACCUGCGCUACCAUCUGCAGCAGAAUGUGCAUUUCACAGAGGGGACUGUGAAACUCUACAUCUGUGAGCUGGCACUGGCCCUGGAGUAUCUUCAGAGGUACCACAUCAUCCACAGAGACAUCAAGCCAGACAAUAUCCUGCUGGAUGAACACGGACAUGUUCACAUUACAGACUUCAACAUAGCGACGGUAGUGAAAGGAGCAGAAAGGGCUUCCUCCAUGGCUGGCACCAAGCCCUACAUGGCUCCAGAAGUAUUCCAGGUGUACAUGGACGGAGGCCCCGGAUACUCGUACCCUGUCGACUGGUGGUCCCUGGGCAUCACAGCCUAUGAGCUGCUGCGGGGCUGGAGGCCGUACGAAAUCCACUCGGCCACGCCCAUCGAUGAAAUCCUCAACAUGUUCAAGGUGGAGCGUGUCCACUACUCCUCCACGUGGUGCAAGGGGAUGGUGGCCCUGCUGAGGAAGCUCCUGACCAAGGAUCCUGAGAGCCGCGUGUCCAGCCUUCAUGACAUACAGAGCGUGCCCUACUUGGCCGACAUGAACUGGGACGCGGUGUUCGAGAAGGCACUGAUGCCCGGCUUUGUGCCCAAUAAAGGGAGGUUGAAUUGCGAUCCCACAUUUGAGCUUGAAGAGAUGAUUCUAGAAUCCAAGCCACUUCACAAAAAGAAGAAGCGGUUGGCAAAGAACAGAUCCAGGGAUGGCACGAAGGACAGCUGCCCGCUGAAUGGACACCUGCAGCAGUGUUUGGAGACUGUCCGGAAGGAAUUCAUCGUAUUCAACAGAGAGAAGCUCAGGAGGCAGCAGGGACAGGGCAGCCAGCUCUUGGACACCGACAGCCGAGGGGGAGGCCAGGCCCAAAGCAAGCUCCAGGACGGGUGCAACAACAACCUCCUCACCCACACCUGCACCCGUGGCUGCAGCAGCUGAGCCCACACUUGUUGCUGCUCAACAGGACCGCACUCGUCUCUGCCCUGCCCACCCAGAGCCCCUCUUUGUGCCCUGAUGGUCCCUGUCUCACCCCUGAAAACAUCAGAUGCAGAAAAAGCCCUGGACUUGGAGCUGGGAAGCCUGGGUUCUGGUCCCAUCUCCAUGACUGAUUCACAUGUGACCUCAGACAAGUCACGCCCUCUCUGUGCCUCCGUUUUCUGCAUCUGCCACAGGGGUUAAACACUUCUGCCCCACUUCAAAUUACAAGAUUAUGGGGAGAACCCAAUUAGGUAGGAAACAUGAAAAACCUUUGAUAUUUCUAAAAUCAUUUUUACGUGCAAAAUAUAACCUUAAUAUUUGAAGUGACCCCUAUUCCCCAAAGCAAUCAAACUGUAAUGACUUUGCAAUUUGGCACAUCCUAGCUUGUUAGAGGGCACUUCCGAAAAACACAGCCCUGACAGCAAAAUAAAGGUCUGAUAUGUUGGCCCCUUCUAUGGAAACAACGCUGCCAAA
Messenger RNA from Pan troglodytes (chimpanzee), 2142 nucleotides. It is a transcript of the gene STK32B, whose product is annotated as serine/threonine kinase 32B. Bases 385 to 1629 code for a protein of 414 amino acids. The transcript has 12 exons. NCBI's taxonomy places the organism in Eukaryota, Metazoa, Chordata, Mammalia, Primates, Hominidae. Gene Ontology annotation, biological process: protein phosphorylation; G protein-coupled receptor signaling pathway; regulation of signal transduction. Gene Ontology annotation, molecular function: G protein-coupled receptor binding; ATP binding; G protein-coupled receptor kinase activity. The record is from RefSeq and is a predicted model, not a curated record.